AGGACUGUUCGGGGUCAAAGAUUGCAAAGAUUUUGUUUUCUUUCCACCAUCUUCCUGGCAUUUUGUGGAAUUGGACACAAACUGGAAUAUAUUUCAGUCUUGCGUCAGUGGGGAGAACAGAGAGAGCUUUUGCAGAGAGCUGAGUAGCGAAGACAGAGGAGGGUAGAGGUACGCUGGAUGGGGGCCACAGCCGGGCCUGAUGGCAGGAGCCCAGAACACAGAGAGCUCUAAUCACGUCCUCUAGGGGCCUUCAGGGUGCUACAGUUCACGUGGAGACACUGAAAAGGUUGUGUGCCCAUGAGGUCGUCCAUGCUGGUCCUGCUCCUCUUCUUCAGUGCCCAGGCUGUGGCCUCCAUCAGAGGAGACUUGUGUACUGCUACGACGGCACAGCAGCAGCAGGAUCCAGGUGACGACAUUAACUCCAUCCCCACAGUGGACCCCAAACUUUUCACAAAGCGCCACUACCUCUCACCCAGGGUGCUGUUCAGUGCUCAGCCCCCUGAUGCAGAGCCUUCAGCGUCACACGGUGCCAGUAGAAGGAACCGCAGACGGGCAGGACAACCUCAGCACCGCGGGGUGUACUCGGUGUGUGAAAGCAUCAGCGUCUGGGUUGGCAACAAAACCAAGGCCACGGACAUCUCAGGCAACGAGGUGACAGUUCUUCCAAAUGUGAAUAUCAACAAUGUCAACAAGAAGCAGUACUUCUUCGAGACUACGUGUCAUAGCACUCGUUCAGGCAGCUCAGGCUGUUUGGGAAUUGAUGCGCGACACUGGAACUCCUACUGCACCAACUCACACACUUUUGUACGAGCGCUGACGUCAUUCAAAAAUCUGGUGGCGUGGAGGCUCAUACGCAUCAAUGUGGCCUGUGUGUGUGUCCUCAGCCGCAAGUCAUGGCGGCAGUGAAAGACAUUAAACGCAUAUCUCACAAAAACAGCCUCACACACUAUCUCAAAUGUCAGUAAAAUUGGAUUUGGAUAUUUUCCAGAGUUUGGUGUGCACAUAUGAAGAAUGCAACAGGAGAUUGUUUGGGUCACAAUGUUCACAACAGCAGGAGAAUUUAUGUAACAUUCAAGCAAAAAGGUUGGAGCCUAGGUUGAACAUGCUGGAGGCAAGACACUCACCCACUCACUCACUCGCUGUGAUUUUUCCAGAGAUUUUCCUGUUUUACUCCCUCAUCGGCUCACUUGGAUGUUCUCCAGAAAUGUGACUCGAGGGCUGGCAGGAAACGUUCUGGAAAAAUUCCAAAGCAUUAUCUGUGGACAUCUGUGGACCCUCAUACAGGCCCUGCGGAAAAUUUUAGGAAAAUGUCCAAACUUCAGUGCGUGUCUGAAAGCAGCUACACAGACAUACCCAUGCAGGUAGCUGUGACUCUCUCUGCAUAACUUAUCACCCAAGACUUCUCACUCUGCACACAGUAAAUUAUUGCUAUUUGUAUCAGGACUGCAUGUACUGUAUAUACACCAGACCUGGGUCAAAUAGUAUCUGCAGUUGGUUUGUAGCAAUUUGUUACCUAUUUACAACAAAUUGCAGGGAUGUUGGGAGUCUCACUUAGCAACAGAUUAUUUUAGCUGUAGUUUAUAAGUGAGCUAAAUUGAACCUGACUCUUUUCAAGCAAAUCUUUGAUGUGCUGUUGCCGUAGCACACACAUCAUAAUAAAAGUAGUUUUUGUUUUUUUUUGAUGACAUGUUAUUGUGCAUUCACAAAAAGGGGGAAAGAAGUUUGUUUGUAAGUUUGACUGCAGAAUUAUUUGUGUUUACUUGUAAAGGGGGUAGAGUGCAGAUGUUCUGAAUAUCUGCACGGCACUGGGGUCUUUUUACACUGAUUCUGUCCGAUCUCAGCGCUGGCGGGCCUUCACCCACGUUGCACCAUGCAAAUUUUACAUUUGCAUCCAAAUAUUUCAAGUCAAGCAAGUGAAGCAAAUAAAGCAAACUUUGCAUCAUUGCGUGAUUCAUGUUGCCCAGCACGAGUGAUGCAAACUUCAUGUCUACUUGCAUCUUUGCAUUUAGGGUGUGUUCACAUUACCCCGAUGAAAUGAUUCACUUCUGAUUUAGCCAUCUAUGAAUGCAAGGAACGUCUGUCUGUCAAUCACAUAACUGUCAACAAACAAGUUGCUUUACAGGCUUUUAAACUGAAAAGGUGACGUACUAAGGGCACCAAUGUGUGCAGCACUGACACUGGCAUUGUUUGGAUAAGAAAUGCAAAGGAAUGGGUACUAGCACUGCACUAGAUCUGUUAAUGUGACUCAGACAUCCAGACAACCACACGAGGACCGCCUCUUUGCCAACUGCAUUUUGCCAUUCACAUACUGUAUGAUGACCACAGUGGGAGAUUGACUGGGUCUGAAGCAUUCACAUCAGCAGGCUGAACAUGGCCUCACUCGACCAUUAGGAGAAAUUACAGCGACUGCCUGGACUGACUUUUGCGGACAUUUAUGCUCUCACAUUCAGCUCCUCUGGAUGAUCUUCAGGAAGUCUCUUGACUUUAGUGCAUGUCUGUAAACAACUUGGAAAAACCCAUGGCACUAACCAAACACUCUAGAACAGUGCCAGCUGUAAGGAUAUAGAGCUACUCCAUAUGGAUUUUAACUAAGGUAAUUCAAUGGCAGCAAUUUUAAGCCUCACAUACAAUGACCUCUAGUGGUAUUUUGAUAAUAACAUCAGGACAUAGCAGCUGGACCACGUCAGGCUGAACCAUGGGUUCAGUUUAAGCUGCAGCUCCAGGGGAAGCAGUGCGGGGUUUGGGAGAUCAGAGAGCAUUCUGAAGAUAGAAACCACAUAAGUUGUCACAGAGCAAGAGCCCCUAACUAUGCUAGCACAACAAUACAAUCAGGAUAAUUAUAGUACUUUUCUGCCACAGUUCUAUUUUCCUUAAGCGAAUCCAGUCACUCUUUAAGUCUGCAACCCACAUUUGGAAAUAUAAUUUGACCCAGGUCUGAUAUAAGCAAAACCUUUUAUUAAAAUGUUGUUUUUGACAUUGUUAUUUAUUAAACACUCCCAUACAUGCACUGUAUGCCUCAUGAAGUUUGUUGUAUGAAAACAAAGCCUGUUUUUUCCCCCCCAAGUCUCAACAUGAGGAAGAAUUGUGUUCUUUUGGCCUCAAUGAAAAAAAUUAAGUGAAAACCCAUAUGGCUUCAGUUAACCAUCAGUAAUUUGGUGUUUUGGCUUUUCUUUGUGUUUUCCUCCUGCUCUUCAUUCUACAGACGAUAUGAAGCAAAAAGGGGAAAGGCAUAAACAUAAAAAGGUUUGUCUGUGAUUCAUCACUCCAGCUCUAGCUGAUAACAUCAAGGUUUGCCAUUUUCUUUGAUUUGGCAGUGACAUUUCAGCAUCAUGAGUGCUCUACAGAUUAUACUACAGGCAGACUGUUGGUAUAAGGUGAAAUUCUUUAGGCUUGUAGCCCACUUAUGUAUCACAACUGACAUUUUAAGUGUGCAAUGUGAGCUUGUGAUGGCGGCAAAAGAAGACAAAAGGGGCAGCUGCGGAAAUGAUAUUCCUAGAAAACUAGAGGUGUUGACCUAUCAUUUGUAUGGAUACAUUCCAUAAUAUAUGAAUGUAACUGCAUUAGUUUACUACCAACUGUGUUUGCCUCAAAGUGGUUACUGCACUGACAAAAAACAUUAGUGCAACACUGACCUCUAGUGGUUGAAAGUUGGCAAACGUCUAAUAUGAUCUCAAA
Molecule: messenger RNA, 3675 nt
Organism: Solea senegalensis (Senegalese sole)
Lineage: Eukaryota; Metazoa; Chordata; Actinopteri; Pleuronectiformes; Soleidae
Gene: ngfb
Product: nerve growth factor b (beta polypeptide)
Exons: 3
Coding region: 298-906 (202 amino acids)
Biological process (GO): memory; negative regulation of neuron apoptotic process; nerve growth factor signaling pathway
Molecular function (GO): growth factor activity; nerve growth factor receptor binding
Source: RefSeq, a predicted model, not a curated record